Molecule: messenger RNA, 2484 nt
Organism: Rhodofomes roseus
Lineage: Eukaryota; Fungi; Basidiomycota; Agaricomycetes; Polyporales; Fomitopsidaceae
Exons: 4
Coding region: 1-2484 (827 amino acids)
Source: RefSeq, a predicted model, not a curated record
AUGCGUGCUGAAGCUGGGGUUGACGAGUGGGCGCCGUUCAAGGAUGAGGAAGAGUGGGAGUUGUUCCGGUGGCUGAUCAAGCACGUUGGUCAGACCAAAAUUGACGAGUUCCUUAAACUGUCGAUUAUACGAAGGAACUGUGGCUUGUCGGCCGACAGCAAGUACAAGUUCUUUCAGCAGAUUGACGACCUACCUACUGGAGUCCCGUGGCACUGCGACAUGAUUUCUGUUCAAGGUGAUCGUAUGGGCGAUGAUGGGAAGUUCAUGCAGGAACAGCUCGAGCUGUGGCGGCGCGAACCUAUUGAAUGCGUAGAGGAGCUGAUUGGGAACCCUAUAUUCGACGGAAGUAUUGCCUAUGGACCAGAGAGAGUUUAUACAGAGGAGGCGGCUACCAUACGGCGGUACGACGAGAUGUGGACAGCCGAUUGGUGGUGGAAUAUGCAGGGGAAGUUGCCAGAGGGUGCAACAAUCGCACCUGUAAUCCUCGCGUCUGAUGCCACGAAGCUCACCAACUUCGGCGGCGAUAAGAAGGCAUGGCCUGUGUAUCUAUCCAUUGGGAACAUCUCAAAAUCGGUACGGCGUCAGCCUUCGCAGCGCGCAACGAUCCUUGUUGGCUACAUACCUGUCUCGAAGCUCGAGUGCUUCCAUGAUUCGACUCGCAGCCUUGCCGGCUAUCGCCUCUUCCACCAUUGCAUGUCGCUCAUCCUCAAGUCCCUUCGCGAACCGGGCCUCAACGGGAAGGAGAUGACUUGCGCAGACCGCGGUGUCCGGAAGGUCCAUCCGAUUGUUGCGGCAUAUGUCGCUGAUUAUCCCGAACAAUGCCUCGUUUGCUGCUGCAAGGAGAACAGUUGCCCGCGCUGCACCGCGCCGCCCCUCCAGCGCGGCGAGCAGCUUCACUGUGAUCCGCGCGAUGUUGAAAGCACCAAAGAUGCGUUGCGCGAGCACCAGAACGGAAACGACUCACCACGCUUCACUUCCGAACAAUUGCGGCCCGUCUACGAGCCCUUCUGGGCGGACCUUCCCCACUGCGACAUCUUCUCGUCUAUCAUGCCGGACAUCCUGCAUCAGCUCCAUAAGGGAGUAUUCAAGGAUCACUUACUGUCGUGGUGUACAUUGAUCGUGGGCACGGACGAAAUGGACCGCCGCUUCCGCGCGAUGACCAACUUCCCAGGCCUUCGACACUUCCGCAACGGCAUCUCGCACGUAUCGCAGUGGACGGGCAAAGAGCACAAGGAAAUGCAGCGUAUUUUUGUAGCGCUCUUAGCCGGUGCUGUGCCUACGGAGGUCCUGGAGGUGGCGCGCGCACUCGUGGACUUUAUCUACUACGCGCAACUUCAGUCUCAUGAUGACACAACACUCACUCACCUGCAGUCGGCUCUCGACACGUUCCAUCGCCAUAAGGACGUUUUCAUCAGGCUCGGGAUUCGGGAGCAUUUCAAUAUUCCGAAGAUACACGCCCUCCUUCACUACGUCGAGGCGAUCCGCUCUCGUGGUUCUUGCGAUGGCUACAAUACCGAACUCCCUGAGCGCUUGCAUAUUGAGCUAGCGAAGAAUGCUUACCGCGCAAGCAACCAUCGUGACUAUAUGGAGCAGAUGGUGACGUGGCUCGCACGCCAGGAAGCGGUGGACUUGCAUGCUACUUACAUCGCUUGGUUCCAAGGUCUUCGUGCGGAAGAAACGGCGGAGGAGUUGGAGGAACCAGACUUAGAGCCUGACGAAGAAGAACCUGACGAAGACGUUGCCCCUCCACUGCUCCCGGAUGGUGACGAAGUAGAAAGCGGAAACACGUACUCAAUUGCAAAGCACUGCCCUCUUCCCAAUCUAUCCCUACGCUGCCUGCUCACUGACCACGGCGCAACCGAGUUCCUACCCGCCUUGACCGAAUUUGUCCGCACCGAGCUACCCCGUUGCGAACUACGCCCGAACCACAUGGACCGCUACGACGUUUACAAGAAUAUAUGGGUCAGUUAUCCAGGGGAUCCUCACGGCGACGUACCAGAGCAUACCGACCGCAUCCGGGCAGUUGCCGCCAAAGCAGGGAGAGGGCGAAAGCAGGCUACGGCUGCGUACUUUGAUACCGCGUUCAUCGUCGACCCGGAUGUUCCUUUCGAUGGAGUUGAAGUGAACACUUACCUGAUUCGGCAAGACCAUCCAGGAACAAGGAUAGCGCGUGUGCGCGUCAUCUUCAAUCUUCCAGCACAAUUUGGAUCGCGGCCUCACCCCCUCGCAUAUGUCGAAUGGUACACACCGUUGCGGCGCAAGGAUCCGGGCACCGGUCUCUACCUGGUCUCCCGCUCAACACGUAACGGCAAGGCAAACGCUAGCAUCGUCAGUGUUGACCAGAUCCGCCGCGCCGCGCAUUUAGUCCCGAAAUAUGGCAGAGAGAUAAGCAGAGAACUCACCAAAGAUAGUUCACUCGACGUCGCAACAGAAUUCCGGGUGAAUUCGUACAUUUCAGUUGACCUUAGAUCCGUGACAGUUUGA